Puccinia triticina is the source of this 849-nucleotide messenger RNA. RefSeq lists its product as uncharacterized. Bases 1 to 849 code for a protein of 282 amino acids. NCBI's taxonomy places the organism in Eukaryota, Fungi, Basidiomycota, Pucciniomycetes, Pucciniales, Pucciniaceae. The record is from RefSeq and is a predicted model, not a curated record. The transcript is spliced from 6 exons. Gene Ontology annotation, molecular function: oxidoreductase activity; FMN binding.
AUGCACUUCUUAACGUCAAGUCACGGGUUUCUCUUGAGUGAAUUCUUAAGCGCUAAGACCAACCAACGUCAAGAUGAAUAUGGGAUGAGUGCAAAGAAUCGUCUCCGGAUCUUAUUCCAGAUCAUCGACGCGAUCAGGUCUAGUGUACCCAAAUCAUUCUGCUUGUCCAUCAAACUCAAUUGCUCAGACCUGUCGGAAGGCGGCUUGACGCAGGAAGAAGCACUCGAUAAUCUUAGAUUGAUUUUUAAACAUGGUGGAGUCGACUUGAUCGAAAUUUCGGGAGGAACGUAUGAGAACUGUCCCACGUCAAAGGAAGAUCUAUUCCCACAGUCUAAAAGCGAAAAGGAACGGGUCGGCACAAGGGAGGCAUAUUAUCUUGAGUUUACUCAAGAGGCACACCAACUUCUACGGCACAUCUCCUCGGAAGCUCAGCGGCCCUGUCCGGUCCUGAUGACCACCGGCGGCUUUCGUUCUCGAAGUGGGAUGGCCACGGCUAUCUCGAACGAGGAGACCGAUCUGAUUGGGCUCGGACGACCGGCAUGUCUGGACCCCUUACUGUCCACCAAGAUCCUCGACCCUAACCUGGCCAAUUACGUCUGCCCCAAUCCUCCCGUGCCCGGUGUGACCAUGUGGAAGAUCCUGGUGCCAGUCAAGUUGAUCGGCGCAGGAUUUAAGACGAUGUGGCACACUUGGCAGCUACAUCGCAUGUCACAUUACCAGCCGCCGGACCUCACCUGCACCGCCUUAGGAUCCUUACGCGUCAUCCUGCCGCUCGAUGCUCUUCUGGCUUCCGUGGCUCUCUUGCUGUCUCUACUGGCUAUAGGAGUUAUUGCCCGGCUCAUGGCCUAG